Molecule: messenger RNA, 444 nt
Organism: Dentiscutata erythropus
Lineage: Eukaryota; Fungi; Glomeromycota; Glomeromycetes; Diversisporales; Gigasporaceae
Source: the annotation of a GenBank genome assembly
AUGUAUUUAGUACCGCCUUUUAUUUUUUUAAUUUUACUUUACGAAGUUGAGACAGCGUUUAGAAAUUAUGGUGAUAGAUAUAUAUUAACUAUAUUAACUUUAUGUCCAAUAUGUGCAAAAGAAAUAAUUCACGCAGCAUGGUGUCAAGAAUGUGCAAACACAUAUUUUAAGAAAAAUUUUAUUAACUGGACUAGCGGAAAUCAAAGAAUUGAUGAAAUUAUAAAAGAUGCACAAAUAAAUUCAAAGAUUCCAGAAGAUUUUAUAGAGUGGAUUCCAUAUGAACAAUUUGAAAACAUUGAAAAGGUCUGUCAUGGUGGAUUUGGAACUAUUUAUAGCGGUUAUUGGACACAAGGCCCACUUAAUAUGAUUUCAAAUGAGUUCAAAAGAACUGGAGAAACUCAUGUUGCGCUCAAAAGUGGUAUUUCUUCGGAACAUUUAGAAGAG